Messenger RNA from Hypanus sabinus (Atlantic stingray), 3136 nucleotides. RefSeq names its product unconventional myosin-Id-like. The record is from RefSeq and is a predicted model, not a curated record. The transcript has 22 exons. Lineage: Eukaryota; Metazoa; Chordata; Chondrichthyes; Myliobatiformes; Dasyatidae. The coding region runs from base 27 to 3038 and encodes 1003 amino acids. Gene Ontology annotation, molecular function: ATP binding; microfilament motor activity; actin filament binding. Gene Ontology annotation, biological process: actin filament organization; vesicle transport along actin filament. Gene Ontology annotation, cellular component: plasma membrane; vesicle; microvillus.
GGUUCACACCCUGCUUUUCAAAGAGAAUGGCUGAGCAGGAGAGCCUGGAGUACGGCAAAGCCGACUUCGUCCUGUUGGACAAUCUCACCACGAAAGACUUCCUGGAAAAUUUGAAAGUGAGGUUUGAUAAGAAUAGAAUCUACACCUACAUCGGAGAAGUGGUUGUCUCAGUAAAUCCCUAUCAGCAGAUUGAUUUAUAUGGGCGAGAUAUGAUUGAGCACUACAAGGGAAGGGAACUAUAUGAAAGACCACCACACUUGUAUGCUAUUGCAGAUGCAGCCUACAAAGCAAUGAAGAGGAGAUCCAAGGAUACCUGCAUUGUAAUAUCAGGUGAGAGUGGUGCUGGCAAGACGGAGGCGAGUAAGUACAUAAUGCAGUACAUUGCUGCCAUCACCAAUCCCAGUCAGAGAGCAGAUGUUGAGAGUGUGAAAAACACAUUGCUAAAAUCAAACUGCAUCCUAGAAGCAUUUGGGAACGCAAAGACAAAUCGAAAUGAUAACUCCAGCCGUUUUGGGAAGUACAUGGACAUCAACUUUGACUUCAAAGGAGACCCCACUGGUGGACAUAUCAACAAUUAUUUGCUUGAGAAAUCGCGAGUUACUGUGCAACAGAAAGGGGAAAGGAAUUUCCAUUCAUUUUAUCAGCUUUUACUGGGUGGUUCUGAUGAACUGUUGAAAUCCCUGUACCUGCAGAGAGACACUGCUGAAUACGUAUUCACCAGAGAUGGAGCAUCUGCCAAUACUGGGAUUAAUGACAAAACAAACUUCAAGAUGGUGAAGAAUGCAAUGGAAGUGCUUGGGUUCAGUGAAGAGGAAAUCGCUGCCAUCUAUAAAGUCUUGGCCACCAUCCUGCAUCUGGGGAACUUGAAUUUUGUCACAGAAGGUGACACUGUCUCAAUUGACAAUGAAGACCUAGUCUCUCAGAUUGCGGAGAUCACAAUGACUGAGCCAGAUACCGUGAAGAAGACACUUCUCCAUCGCACUGUAGCUACUGGAGGGGGUGAAGUAAUUGAAAAGCAGCACACAUCCCAGGAAGCCACGUAUGGCAGGAAUGCCUUCGCUAAGGCAAUUUAUGAGCGUCUCUUCUGUUGGAUUGUGGACCACAUCAACACCGUCAUUGCAGUAAAGGGUUAUGAUCCACGUAUUCAUGGCAAGAACACUGUAAUUGGAGUUUUGGAUAUCUAUGGGUUUGAGAUCUUUGACAGCAACAGUUUUGAGCAAUUCUGUAUAAACUACUGCAAUGAGAAGCUUCAACAACUCUUCAUUGAGCUGAUACUGCGACAGGAGCAAGCAGAAUACCAGAGAGAGGGGAUCGAGUGGCAGCAUGUUGACUACUUCAACAAUCAGAUCAUUGUGGAUCUCGUGGAACAGCCACACAAAGGAGUCAUUGCUAUCCUAGACGAGGCCUGUAUGAACGUAGGGAAGGUGACAGACACCAUGUUGGUGGACACCAUGGAUGCCAAACUGGGCAAACAUGCUCACUACACCAGCAGAAAGCUGUCUCCAACUGAAAAGGAUAUGGAGUUCAACAAGCAUUUCAGAAUAAAGCAUUAUGCAGGACAAGUCACGUACUCGGUGGAGGGUUUUAUUGAUAAGAACAAGGAUACACUCUAUCAGGACUUCAAACGCCUGAUGUACAACAGUCUUAACCCUGUUUUGAAAGACAUGUGGCCAGAGGGGGAAAUGAGCAUCACGGAAGUUACGAAACGGCCCCUGACUGCUGCAUCUCUCUUCAGGAAUUCCAUGAUUGCCCUUGUUGUUAACUUGGAAUGCAAGGAACCUUACUACGUGCGAUGCAUCAAGCCCAAUGAUCAGAAGUCACCAAUCCUCUUUGAUUAUGAACGCUGCAGACACCAAGUAGAAUAUUUGGGCCUGUUGGAAAAUGUGCGUGUGCGAAGAGCUGGAUUUGCCUAUAGGCAGCCAUACAAUCGCUUCCUGUUGAGAUAUAAGAUGACAUGCGAGUAUACUUGGCCAAACCACCUCAUGGCAACAGACAUGGAAGCAACCCAGGCACUUAUAGAUCAACACGGUUUCCAGCCUGAUGUCGCCUAUGGACAGACCAAGCUAUUUAUUCGAACACCUCAGACUUUGUUUGAACUGGAGAAAGAACGGUCUGAAAAAAUUCCCUACAUUGUACUCUUUCUGCAAAAGAUUUGGAGAGGGACCCUUGCUAGGAAACGUUGCCGAGGCAUGAAAGCUGUCUACAAAAUCAUGAGUCAUUACAAGACGUACAAAGUUAAGGCCUAUCUCUUGGAGGUAAUAACACGCUUCCAGAAUGUAAGGAGCAUGAAUGACUAUGGAAAAAGUGUGAUCUGGCCAAGGCCUCCAACAGUCUUAAUCAAAUUUGAGGAGAACAUGAAGCACCUUUUCAGAAGGUGGAGAGCACGGCAGAUUGUCAAGAACAUCGCACCUUCUGACAUGCCACAGAUCAAGGUAAAAAUUGCAGCAAUGGAUGCUUUGCUGGGACGGAGGAAAGAGUGGGGUUUGCAGAGAGCGUGGGAACAGGAUUACCUCUCAUCUGACAGGGAUAACCCAGAGAUGAAGUCUCAGUAUGUCACUUCCAGGAAUGGGCUAAAAUGUAAGGAAAAAUUCAACAGCGUACUGUUCUCUGCACAUGUCCGAAAGGUAAAUAGGUUCAACAAAUGUGAAGACCGAGCUAUUCUCAUUACUGACUUGCACCUGUACAAACUAGAGCCAGCCAAACGCUACAAAAAUAUGAAAGUGCUGCCGCUUAAUCAAGUUACUGGACUCAGUGUCACUGAUGGCAAGGAUCAAUUGAUCAUCUUCCACACAAAGACAAAUGACGACCUGGUUGUUUGCCUACAGGGGGAGUUGAAUAAGAUUGGAGAAGUUGUUGGGGUCCUGGCAAAUCACUUUAACAAGAAUCAGAUACCAUUGGAAAUCAAUGUCAGCAAUCCAGUCCAGUGCAAUAUGCGCGGCAAGAGACGCACAGUUGGGGUGGAGAGGAGGAUCGAGCAAACAGAGCCAGACUUCAAGAAAAAUGCCAAAGGCUUCACAUUGUACUGUUCAGACAUAUGACAAGCACAUAUUUGUGGAUUUCAGUCGUUAAAAACACAGGCAGUUGUUCAUUUUUAUUUUAAGAUUUGCUUUUUUAAUAAAAUAAAUUCUAUUCCCUC